UCGGUAUGUCGGUUAGGGGAGACAAGUGAAGGUCGUGAUUUUCAGUACUGGCAGUAAAUUUCGGAACGCAGCCUCCAUAGUGAUGAUCAUCAGGAUCAGACAAAAAGAGAGGAACAUGGCGACGUGGUGUAGCGCAAGUUGUUUUUGAUUUCAUCAUUUACAAGUAAUCGGAGUACAUACGAGGAAAACUUCAGUUUACUGGGCUGAGUAGGUAACGAAGCAUCCGAAACGUGACAUAUAUCGUACAAAAAUGAAUUAUAAUCAUUCGAACGCACGCCGAGGAAAACCAAAGAGAUUAUUAGAUCCAUUGGCUGGUUUAUCUGCACCAACUCAUCCAAUGGCACAGAAUCCAUAUAUGUAUAAUCAACAGAUGCCCAUGAAUAAUGGUGCAAUGCCAGAAUAUGGCUUCAAUAUUCCUGGACAGGGACCACCUCCAUAUGGAUUCAAUCAACAGAUGCCAAAUUAUCCACCAAGUGAUAAUCAGGGAUCAGAGCCUGCAUUUGCAAGUCCUCAAUUCGCAACACAAUUUUUGGCUCAGCCAGUUGUUACAGACAUGGCUGUACAAUAUGGAAAUGCAUUGGUUGGUACCGGAAGACAGCAUCUUGAAAAAUAUGUGCCAGUUACAGCAUUGAAAUAUUACUUUGCUGUAAAUACCGAUUAUGUCUUCGCAAAAUUAAUGCUGUUGUUCUUCCCAUUUACACAUAAGGAUUGGUCUGUAAAAUACGAGCAAGAUGUACCAUUGCAACCGCGAUAUGAAACUAACGCACCAGAUAUGUAUAUUCCUACGAUGGCGUUUUUCACAUAUGUUGCUACGGCAGGAUUAGUCUUAGGUAUGCAGGAACGUUUCACUCACGAACAACUAGGUAUACUAGCUAGCUCCGCUCUCGCUUGGGGUGUGAUCGAAUUACUCGUUCAUACUGUGAGUUUGUAUGUGAUGAAUCUCCAAACGAGUCUAACAACAUUGGACUUGUUAGCAUAUUGUGGUUAUAAAUACGUUGGCAUUAAUGCAGCACUGUUGAUAUCGUUGCUAUUUCGAAAGUUUGGUUACUACAUGAUCUUACUGUACUUCAGUGUUUCUCUAGCUGUCUUUCUAAUGCGAUCUUUAAAAUUAAGAGUCAUUCCACAAGGCCAUUCAUACACAGCCUCUGGUAAUAAGAGGCGGCUUUACUUUAUAUUGUCUUUAGCUGGUAUGCAACCUGUUCUAAUGUGGUGGCUGUCGUAUUACUUAGUUUAAAUAAUAAGUGCAAAAAAAAUCUAUAAAACAGCGAGAGGAAAAGAAAGAGAAGAAAAUGUAUAUUUAUUAUUUGGCUACUAAUAUCACAUGUACAUUUUUUGUAAUAAAAUCCAAUACGAUUAUAUUACCAUUUAGAUA
Molecule: messenger RNA, 1372 nt
Organism: Solenopsis invicta (red fire ant)
Lineage: Eukaryota; Metazoa; Arthropoda; Insecta; Hymenoptera; Formicidae
Gene: Yif1
Product: protein YIF1B
Exons: 5
Coding region: 251-1234 (327 amino acids)
Biological process (GO): endoplasmic reticulum to Golgi vesicle-mediated transport
Cellular component (GO): Golgi membrane; endoplasmic reticulum membrane; COPII-coated ER to Golgi transport vesicle
Source: RefSeq, a predicted model, not a curated record